Molecule: messenger RNA, 879 nt
Organism: Chaetomium globosum CBS 148.51
Lineage: Eukaryota; Fungi; Ascomycota; Sordariomycetes; Sordariales; Chaetomiaceae
Exons: 3
Coding region: 1-879 (292 amino acids)
Biological process (GO): mitochondrial respiratory chain complex IV assembly
Cellular component (GO): membrane; mitochondrion
Source: RefSeq, a predicted model, not a curated record
AUGGCGGCUAAUCGAGCAUCUGCCCGAAUCCUGCAUUCACUACGGACGCAGUCAAGGCCAAUUGGCAAGACAUCUCCCAGAUGGCCACAACCAAACUCCUCAACAACCCGUCUACCUCCCCGUCGACCCAUCUCCAGUACCCCGCGCCGCCCGAAGCAAGCAGCAGACGACCCGGGCUUCACCUCAAUCGUCGAUAACCCACCCGAACUUGUGCGAGCAGGACGCAAACACGGCCCAGGCCUAAUCAUCCUCGCCAUCAUCCCCAUAACCGCCUUCCUCCUCGGCACAUGGCAAGUCAAACGCCUCGAAUGGAAAACCGACCUGAUCGCCAAAUGCGAAGACCGGAUCGUGCGGCAGCCCCUCCCUUUACCGCCGCGGGUAGACCCCUCCGCGAUCGCCGAGUUCGACUUCCGGCGCGUGUACGUGACGGGCCGGUUCCGGCACGACCAGGAGAUGCUGGUGGGCUCGCGCAUGCGCGACGGCGAGCAAGGGUACAUCGUGGUGACGCCGCUGGAGCGGGAGGGGGAUGACGGGGCUAAGGUGCUGGUGAACCGUGGCUGGAUCUCCAAGGCGAAUGCGGAGCAGAGCAAGAGGCCGGCGGGGUUGCCGCAGGGUGAAGUGCGAGUGGAGGGCAUGCUGAGGCAGCCGUGGAAGAAGAAUAUGUUUACGCCUGUGAAUCGGCCGGAUAAGAGGGAGUUCUAUUUCCCGGAUGUGCAACAGAUGGCGGCGUUGACGGGGAGUCAGGCUGUUUGGAUUGAACAGACAAUGGAACCGGAUUACUUCCAGUUCCUAGAUUACCAUGCCCGUGGCGUUCCCAUUGGGAGGCCGGCUGAGGUGAAUCUCCGCAACAACCACGCACAGUACAUCUUUACGUGGUAA